Messenger RNA from Endocarpon pusillum Z07020, 336 nucleotides. RefSeq lists its product as uncharacterized. The record is from RefSeq and is a predicted model, not a curated record. Gene Ontology annotation, cellular component: mitochondrion. Bases 1 to 336 code for a protein of 111 amino acids. NCBI's taxonomy places the organism in Eukaryota, Fungi, Ascomycota, Eurotiomycetes, Verrucariales, Verrucariaceae. The transcript is spliced from 2 exons. Gene Ontology annotation, molecular function: thiosulfate-cyanide sulfurtransferase activity.
AUGACAGAAUCUCCAGACCCCAACCGCAUCAUCAUAGAUGUCCGCGAAUCCCCCGAACUCUCCCAAACGGGCCACAUCCCAGGCGCGCAACAUAUACCUAUACAAUCCUCUCCAGACUUCGCAUUCCUCCCUGCUCCGGAAUUCGAGUCAAGAUUCGGCUUCCCUAAACCUACGAAGGAUCAAGAAGUAAUAUUUUAUUGCAAGGCCGGGGUUAGGAGCCGGGCUGCGGCGAAAUUGGCGAUCCAGGCGGGCGAUUUUGGAGGGAGGGUGGGCGAAUUUCCCGGCAGUUGGAUUGAGUGGGAGGGCAAGGGUGGGAAGGCUGAUCGGCCAGGAUAG